UAAAUUCUAACAAAAAAAAGUAAAGAAAUGUUCUUGUGUUGAUGGUUGAUGGGACGGAACCCAUAAUAUUAAAUGGGAAAGAAAGAGAGGAGUACUAUAUUUAAUUUCCGGAAGGCAUGACAUAACCAGCGCAGCAUUGUCUGUGUCCUGGCGUCUAGAGGCACGUCUCCACACCAUACCCACUCCUCUCUCUAUUAUGUUGCUCUCGCAUUCGCGAUUCUCGCACCUUCCAAUUGCCCCAUGGCUUCCUAGACUUCGAUUUCCCGCAUCCGGUACGUUCUCCUUCUCCGAACAUUCGGUAAAUCACUUUUCUUUUAAUCUAAAUGCAAUCAUACAUUAUUUCUUUCUUGCCAGAGGCGCGUGCAGGUUCUUUCUCUCCUUGCUCGCCGAUGACUCUUCCUCCGUCAGAGAGGCCUCCAUGUCCUCUCUCAAGAACAUUGCCGCGCUGAAUCCUCUUCUUGUUCUUGAUUGCUGUGCCGUCGUGUCGCGUGGUGGACGUCGGCGGUUCGGGAACAUGGCUGGAGUUUUCCAAGGAUGGCGUCGCGUUCGGUCUCUUGACACAAGGAGACGUUGAUUCUGCUUUCUUGGCGAGCUAGCUAAGAUUGCUACCGCGGAGCUGAUUUCCUCUAAGGAACUAAAUUCUGACUGGCAACGAGCAGCAACAAGCCUACUUGUUGCAAUAGGCUCACAUUUACCUGAUCUCAUGAUGGAAGAAAGUUUCUUAAUUUAUCUGGGGACCAAUUCAGCAGUUAAAGGCUAUGGUUCAAUCCUUGCAGAAUUGCUUCUACUGAUUCUUAUUCAUUCCACGCCUUGGGAAAAGGUGUACAUUUCCCGAAUUUUGCCAAUUCGGAAUGUACGAGAAAUGCAUCGCCCGAUUUUUGCAAAUGCAUUUAAGUGUUGGUGUCAAGCGUCUUGGCAAUAUAGUAUAGACUUUCCUUCACAUUUUCCUCAAGAUGCUGAUGUCAUGUCAUUUCUAAAUUCAGCUUUUGAGCUUUUGUUGAGAGUUUGGGCAGCUUCAAGAGACCUUAAGGUUCGUGUGGCAUCUGUAGAAGCACUGGGGCAGAUGGUAGGUCUCAUAACACGAGCACAGUUAAAGACUGCCCUACCAAGGCUUAUCCCUACAAUAUUGGACUUGUAUAAAAAAGAUCAAGAUAUAGCUUUUUUGGCUACAUGCAGUCUCCACAAUCUGCUAAAUGCCUCUUUGUUGUCCGAAAGUGGUCCUCCUAUGCUUGAUUUUGAGGAUUUGACUAUUGUUUUAUCAACACUUCUACCUGUGAUAUCUACGAAUAAUGACGGCAAAGACCAAUCAGAUUAUUCUGUGGGACUAAAGAUGUAUAAUGAGGUUCAGCAUUGCUUUCUGACCGUUGGCUUGGUGUAUCCAGAUGAUUUGUUUUUGUUCCUUGUGAAUAAAUGCAGAUUGAGGGAAGAACCAUUGACUUUUGGUGCUCUUUGCAUUUUGAAGCAUCUUUUGCCAAGGCUGUCAGAAGCUUGGCAUAGUAAAAUAUCUCUACUAGUAGAAGCUGUAAAGUCCUUGCUUGAGGAGCAGAAUUUAGCUGUUCGAAAGGCACUAUCUGAGUUAAUUGUGGUUAUGGCUUCUCACUGUUACUUGGUUGGUUCGUCUGGAGAGUUGUUCAUUGAAUAUCUUGUACGCCAUUGUGCUAUAACUGAUCACAAUAGGAGUGAUCUCGAGAACAUACCAAACAAGAGAAUAGAGAUGAAAAUUGGAGCAGUUACUCCUAGUGAGUUAAGAGCAGUUUGUGAAAAAGGUCUGCUUUUGGUAACUAUUACGAUUCCUGAAAUGGAGCAUAUUCUUUGGCCUUUUCUGUUGAGGAUGAUUAUUCCACGAACCUACACUGGUGCUGUGGCCACGGUUUGCAGGUGUAUCUCAGAAUUGUGGCGGCAUAGGUCAUAUAGCAAUGAUAUGUUGAGUGAGUGUAAAACCCGUCUUGAUAUACCAAUUGCUGAGGAACUUCUGGCUCGCUUGGUGGUGCUUUUGCAUAAUCCUCUGGCAAGGGAACAAUUGGCCACUCAAAUUUUGACAGUUCUAUGUCUUUUGGCACCUCUAUUUCCAAAAAAUAUUAAUUUGUUUUGGCAAGAUGAGAUUCCAAAGAUGAAGGCAUAUGUUAGUGAUACAGAGGACUUAAAGCAGGAUCCGUCAUAUCAAGACACUUGGGAUGACAUGAUUAUCAAUUUUCUUGCAGAAUCUUUGGAUGUGAUUCAAGAUGCAGAUUGGGUUAUGUCUCUUGGAAAUGUUUUUGCCAAACAUUAUGAACUUUAUGCUUCUGAUGAUGAACACACCGCACUUCUGCACCGGCUGUCAGAAGCUUGGCAUAGUAAAAUAUCUCUACUAGUCGAAGCUGUAAAGUCCUUGCUUGAGGAGCAGAAUUUAGCUGUUCGAAAGGCACUAUCUGAGUUAAUUGUGGUUAUGGCUUCUCACUGUUACUUGGUUGGUUCGUCUGGAGAGUUGUUCAUUGAAUAUCUUGUACGCCAUUGUGCUAUAACUGAUCACAAUAGGAGUGAUCUCGAGAACAUACCAAACAAGAGAAUAGAGAUGAAAAUUGGAGCAGUUACUCCUAGUGAGUUAAGAGCAGUUUGUGAAAAAGGUCUGCUUUUGGUAACUAUUACGAUUCCUGAAAUGGAGCAUAUUCUUUGGCCUUUUCUGUUGAGGAUGAUUAUUCCACGAACCUACACUGGUGCUGUGGCCACGGUUUGCAGGUGUAUCUCAGAAUUGUGGCGGCAUAGGUCAUAUAGCAAUGAUAUGUUGAGUGAGUGUAAAACCCGUCUUGAUAUACCAAUUGCUGAGGAACUUCUGGCUCGCUUGGUGGUGCUUUUGCAUAAUCCUCUGGCAAGGGAACAAUUGGCCACUCAAAUUUUGACAGUUCUAUGUCUUUUGGCACCUCUAUUUCCAAAAAAUAUUAAUUUGUUUUGGCAAGAUGAGAUUCCAAAGAUGAAGGCAUAUGUUAGUGAUACAGAGGACUUAAAGCAGGAUCCGUCAUAUCAAGACACUUGGGAUGACAUGAUUAUCAAUUUUCUUGCAGAAUCUUUGGAUGUGAUUCAAGAUGCAGAUUGGGUUAUGUCUCUUGGAAAUGUUUUUGCCAAACAUUAUGAACUUUAUGCUUCAGAUGAUGAACACACCGCACUUCUGCACCGGUGCCUAGGCAUUCUGCUUCAAAAGGUUAAAGAAAGAGCUUAUGUCCGUGAUAAAAUAGAUUGGAUGUACAAGCAGGCAAACAUUGCAAUUCCAACAAACAGACUUGGAUUGGCAAAAGCAAUGGGAUUGGUUGCUGCAUCACACUUGGAUACAGUAUUGGACAAGCUGAAGGACAUUUUAGACAAUGUUGGGCAAGGCAUAUUUCAGAGGAUCCUGUCAUUAUUUUCAGAUAGUUUCAGAACGGAAGAGUCUGAUGACAUUCAUGCUGCUUUGGCCCUAAUGUAUGGAUAUGCUGCAAAGUAUGCCCCAUCAACAGUUAUUGAAGCCAGAAUAAAUGCCCUUGUUGGCACCAAUGUGCUCUCACGACUUCUUCAUGUUCGUCAUCCCAAAGCAAAGCAAGCGGUCAUCACAGCAAUUGAUUUACUAGGUAAUGCUGUUAUUAAUGCUGCUGAAAGUGGCUCACCAUUUCCACUGAAAAGAAGGGACCAACUGCUUGAUUAUAUUUUAACUUUAAUGGGUCGGGAUGAUGAAGAUGGUUUUGCUGAUUACAAUGACCUAUUGCGUACUCAGGCCCUUGCUAUAAGUGCCUGCACCACGUUGGUCUCGGUGGAACCAAAGCUAACAGUUGAAACUAGGAACCAUGUGAUGAAGGCCACAUUAGGGUUCUUUGCUAUACCAAAUGAUCCAGUUGAUGUUGUCAAUCCCCUUAUAGACAACUUGAUUACCCUUUUAUGUGCAAUUCUUCUCUCUGGUGGAGAAGAUGGAAGAAGUCGAGCAGAGCUGUUAAUGCUUAUCUUGAGGCAAAUUGAUCAAUUUGUCUGUUCGCCCAUUGAGUAUCAGAGGAAAAGAGGCUGCCUUGCUGUACACGAGAUGCUUCUAAAGUUUCGGAUGAUUUGUGUUAGUGGGUAUUGUGCACUGGGCUGCCAUGGGAGUUGUGCACAUAACAAGCAAAUAGACAGGACUCUGUUUAGGAAUUUUUCAAAGCUUCCAUCUGCAUUUGUACUGCCAAGUCGAGAAGCUCUGUGCUUGGGAGAUAGGGUUAUAAUGUACCUUCCACGAUGUGCAGACCCAAAUUCUGAAGUCCGAAAAGUGUCAGCACAAAUUAUUGAUUUACUCUUUAGCAUCUCUCUUUCACUUCCAAGACCUGCGGGUUCAUCUAUAUCUCCUGAGGUUAUAGAAUUGUCAUACAGUGCAUUAUCUUCUCUUGAGGAUGUUAUAGCCAUAUUGAGGAAUGAUACUUCUAUUGAUCCAUCAGAAGUUUUCAACAGGAUUGUUUCCUCCCUCUGCAUUUUGCUGACAAAAGAGGAGGUAAGUGUCUUUGAUUCUCAGUGUGUGUUGUUAGAAUAAUUAUUAAGUCUACCU
Vigna umbellata (rice bean) is the source of this 4513-nucleotide messenger RNA. Lineage: Eukaryota; Viridiplantae; Streptophyta; Magnoliopsida; Fabales; Fabaceae. The record is from RefSeq and is a predicted model, not a curated record.